UAUUAUUAUUAUUAUUAUUAUUAUUAUUAUUAUUAUUAUUAUUAUUAUUUUAAUUAUUUUUCUGUUAAUAUGAAACUGUUGCUUUGCAUUUUUCACUAUAAUGUUGCCUUUUUGUUGCGGUUACUGAUUUUAAAUUUUUAUUUGUGAUGCGUAAUAAUGUGUUUUUAUGAUGAUUAAAGUGAUUCGGCGCAAUUAUAGGGUGCUAGAUUACAAUAGUAGCUCAUAGAUUUUGUCAUAAGUGCCUUUGGUUUAGCAGCUUCUUGAAUACAUCAACUGGAUUUUAUUCCAGGUAGGAAAUCGAGCUUAUAUUAUCGUAACUUAGUGCGGGCUCGUACCUCUUUAGGCCAAAUUAGUGAUAGCAGUGGUAAUUUGAGCUUAUUGAGUCAAAUUUUGAGCUCUUCUGAGUAGUUUCUGUUGUAGGAAUUUGGGUACUUAUUAUGGGGUUUGAUUGAAUUAAAGUGAUUCCGUGCAAAUAUGCAAUUGUAGGGUGCUAGAUUUACAAUAGUAGCUCAUAGAUUUUGUCAUAAAUGCCUUUGGUUUAGCAGCUUCUUGAAUACAUCAACUGGAUUUUAUUCCAUGUAGGAAAUCGAGUUUAUAUUUCGUAACUUAGUGCGGUCUCGUGCAAAUUAGUGACAAUAGUGGUAAUUUAAGCUUAUUGAGUCAAAAUUUCAGCUCUUCUGGGUAGUUUCUGUUGUAGGAAUUUAGGUACUUCUUAUUGGGUUUGGUUGAAUUGUAUAGUUGUCGUGCUCUUGUGGUACUUGCGCAUUGUGCACCCGAGUGCAACCAUAUUAGAGUUCAAUAUUGGUUCAAUUUUCAAAUGCAGUUCUUUUACUUUCCUAAUUUGUUAAUUUCUCUUUGCUUAUAUCUCUCAAUGUUCCUGCUGCAGGUCAAUACGUUUGGUGGUUAAAGAGAGCUCUUUACGAUGGGUGGUAUACAGAAUGAUGCUCUUUCACAAGCGGAAACCACUUGUGGUUCUCUUUUGUAUGAACUUCAGAUAAUUUGGAAUGAGGUGGGCGAGUCUGAAACAGCCAGGGAUAAGAUGUUACUUGAGCUUGAACAAGAAUGCCUAGAUGUAUACAGGAGAAAAGUAGAUGUGGCUAACCGCUCGAGAGCUCAGCUACGACAAGCUAUAGCUGAUUCAGAGGCAGAACUUGCAGCCAUUUGUUCUGCAAUCGGAGAGCUUCCUGUACAUAUCAGACAAACUGAGCAAAAGGCUGGAAGCUUAAAAGAGGAACUCAACUCCAUUCUUUCUGGACUAGAAGAGAUGCGGAAAAGAAAAGCAGACAGGAAGAAUCAAUUUCUCGAGGUCAUUAGACAGAUUCAGCUGGUGUCCACCGCAAUUUAUGGGUCGACUGGAUAUGAUUGCUCAAAGGCAGUUGCGGAUGACAACGAUUUAACUCUAAGAAGGCUUGAAGAAUUGCAAAAACAGCUGCAUUCCUUGCAAAAGGAGAAGAGUGAUCGCAUGAAACAAGUCCUGGAGUACCAUACUGAAGUGAGCUCAUUGUGCUCUGUCCUUGGAUUGGACAUUAAGGAAACUGUUAAAGAACUUCAUCCUAGUUUAGCUGAUUCUGAAGAAAACUACAGUAUAAGUACUCAAACACUUCAACAACUGGAGUCUUCCAUAAAGAGUUUGAGGGAGCUUAAGCUUCAGAGAAGACAGAGGCUCCAAGAUCUUGCUACUAUGUUGCUGGAGCUCUGGAAUCUGAUGGAUACACCAGUUGAUGAACAACAAGCUUUUCAACAUGUUACAUGCAAUAUUGCUGCUUCAGAGGACGAGAUAACUGACCCCAACAUGCUUUCAGCAGAUUUUAUUAAAUAUGUUGAGGCUGAAGUUUCCAGGUUAGAAGCGCUGAAAUCUAGUAAGUUGAAAGAGCUUGUCUUGAAGAAGAGGACAGAGCUAGGUGAAAUUUGCCGGAAGACACAUAUAAUUCCUGUAUUAGAUGGCGAAACAGAGAAUCUCAUUGAGGCAAUAGAAUCAGGAGCUUUGGACCCUACUUCUGUCCUCGAACAAAUGGAACUAGACGUUUCUAAGGUCAAAGAAGAAGCAUUUAGCCGCAAAGAAAUUUUGGAAAGAGUUGAGAAGUGGUUAUCUGCCUGUGAGGAGGAGGAAUGGCUUGAACAAUAUAAUAUGGAUGAAAAUCGAUACAAUACAGGAAGAGGUUCUCAUCUUAUUCUCAAACGUGCAGAGAAAGCUCGAACUUUAGUUACUAAGCUUCCAGGGAUGGUGGAGGCUCUGGCUGCAAAAACUCAAAAUUGGGAGGAAGAAAGAGGUCUCGAGUUCCUAUAUGAUGGUACUCAUCUUCUUUCUAUGCUCGAGGAGUACAUUAUAUUACGACAGGACAAGGAACAAGACAAGAAACGACAGCGGGAACAAAAGAAACUUCAAGGGCAACUGAUUGCGGAACAAGAGGUACUUUUUGGCUCUAAACCCAGCCCGAUGAAGUCUGCAAAGAAAAGUUCUAGAAUUUCUACGGGAGCAGGAAAUGGUAGAAGGGUUUCUGUUGGAGGAAAUAAUUUGCUUCAAACACCUAGGCCUAACUCAUCUCAAUCAGCUAGAGGAACACCUAUUGGAGGAAAUGUACAUCAAACACCUAGGCCCGAUUCAUCUCAUUCAGGCAGAGGAACACCAAAUUUCCGGCCUUCUAGAAAAGAUGACAACAUAGCUGUUCAAAGAGUUUUGGACAGAAACUUCACCUUCAACGGUCGUGAAACAGAACCAGCAGCAAUUCGAAGACCUUUCUCUCCCAUUUCUUCCACGGCAUCAAAACGAGCACACGACGACUUCUAUGAUGACGACAAUGCCAUUCAACAGAAAACAACAGCCUACCAAAAAGAAACAUCUCAGCAAAUAUUUACAACACCCUCAAAAAUUUCUACUGCAACAGGUGAAGAAAACUGUACUCCAAAAGUAAUGCAUAUUCCUGAACCUGCAACACCUUCAACAGUUUCAGCUCCAAUGCACACAUCAAUGACACCUGCGCCUCUUCGACAACCUGAUUUUCAUGAUGGUGAUAAUAAUUCUGUGGAAGAAACUGAUGAAGAGAUUGAAUACUCAUUUGAGGAAAUAAGAGCUGGAUUUGUGCUGCCUAACACACAUCUAAAAAGAACAGUACAAGUGUAAAGGUAUAGAAAAUCUUAGAACUUAGAAUCUUAGAUGAGAUUCCUUCUAUGAGAUUACUAUUCGUUGUCACAUUGUUCAAAUUACACUAUGAACGUAACUAUUGAUUCUGGAUGGAGUUCAUAGAAGGAAAGAGUUAUAUAGUUACUCAAAUUGAUGGAGAUAAGUCAAACUAUAUCUGUUGUCACAUUGUUCAAAUUACACUAUGAACGUGACUAUUGAUUUUGGAUGGAGUCCGUGGAAGGAAAGAGUUAUAUAGUUACUUCAAAAUUGAUGGAGAUAAGUCAAACUAUAUCUAUUGGCUUCUUCAUCUUUCAUGCAGUUGUAAAUUACACUACUAUGCUGCAUUCUUCAUCUCUUUUUGUUGCUUUAAUUUUUGUCAUUUCUAAAGUUGUAAAAUACUUUCUAUUUUGACAGUUCAUAAUCGGCAAAUGUGGCGAAUUAGCCCCACAAUUUAUGUGUCA
Molecule: messenger RNA, 3582 nt
Organism: Spinacia oleracea (spinach)
Lineage: Eukaryota; Viridiplantae; Streptophyta; Magnoliopsida; Caryophyllales; Amaranthaceae
Product: 65-kDa microtubule-associated protein 3
Exons: 12
Coding region: 923-3121 (732 amino acids)
Biological process (GO): microtubule cytoskeleton organization
Cellular component (GO): spindle; cytoplasm
Molecular function (GO): microtubule binding
Source: RefSeq, a predicted model, not a curated record